This is a messenger RNA of Oncorhynchus keta (chum salmon), 1723 nucleotides long. Its product is annotated as 2-Hydroxyacid oxidase 2. NCBI's taxonomy places the organism in Eukaryota, Metazoa, Chordata, Actinopteri, Salmoniformes, Salmonidae. The transcript has 8 exons. The record is from RefSeq and is a predicted model, not a curated record. The coding region runs from base 155 to 1231 and encodes 358 amino acids. Gene Ontology annotation, molecular function: oxidoreductase activity; FMN binding.
AUGAGAGAUGCACUGUUAACCAUUUGUUAACACUUUUACAGAGCUCUUUUCAGAAUAAGCAGUUGCCUGUUUUUUAGGGCUUGCUCGGGUUGCGAUUUGUGUUAUCAUUCACCAUAGCCUAUGCGUGAGAAGAGAGGGGACCUGCUGUGCUGAGAUGGCUAUGGUAUGUCUCACAGACUUUGAGGAGUAUGCGAAGGAGCACCUCUCCAAGGCCACAUGGGACUACUACGCAGCCGGAGCAGACGAGUGCUGCACCAGGGAUGACAAUCUGCUGGCCUACAAACGGAUCCGUCUGCGACCACGGAUUCUACGGGACGUGUCAGUGUGUGACACCAGGACCACGGUGCAGGGCACAGAGAUCAGCUUCCCUGUGGGCAUCGCCCCCACUGCCUUCCACUGCCUGGCCUGGCAUGAGGGAGAGAUGGCCACCGCCAGGGCUACGGAGGCAGUGAACACAUGUUACAUCACCAGUACCUACUCCACCUGCUCUGUGGAGGAGAUCGCAGCUGCAGCACCUAACGGCUACCGCUGGUUCCAGCUCUAUGUGUACCGGGACAGGAAGCUGUCUGAGUCGAUCGUUCACCGUGUGGAGGCCCUGGGCUACAAGGCCUUGGUCCUCACCGUCGACGUGCCCUACACCGGGAAGCGCCGCAACGAUAUACGCAACCAGUUCAAGCUCCCGCCACACCUCAAGGUCAAGAACUUUGACGGUGUCUUCCAGGAGGCUGCCGGUCCUGCGGGUGAGGAGUAUGGGGUCCCUGCCAACACCCUGGACCCCUCCAUCAGCUGGAAGGACGUGUACUGGCUGCAGUCUCUCACCCACCUGCCCAUCAUCAUCAAAGGCAUCCUGACGAAGGAGGACGCUGAGCUGGCCGUGGAGCACGGCGUCCAGGGCAUCAUCGUGUCCAACCACGGAGGACGCCAGCUGGACGGAGGGCCCGCCACAAUAGAUGCCCUGUCUGAGAUUGUGGACACAGUGCAGGGGCGGAUCGAGGUAUAUCUGGACGGGGGUGUCCGCACUGGUAGUGACGUGCUGAAGGCUGUAGCUCUGGGAGCCAAGUGUGUGUUCAUCGGCAGGCCGGCCGUGUGGGGCCUCGCCUAUAAGGGUGAAGAGGGGUUGAAGGAGGUACUACAUAUCCUCAACAAUGAGUUCCGUCUGUCAAUGGCUCUGUCUGGGUGCAGGAACGUGGCUGAGAUCAACAGGAACGUAAUCCAGUUUUCUAAACUGUGACUUAACAGCAGGGGGCGCCAGAACCAGCUUGAUGAAUAACGACGAAAGCAAUACAGCGCUAUCCAUUCAAUCAAUAGAACUUGGAAUUUGGGACAACAAAGGAAGGAAAGGAAACCUCUCAUGUGAAUCAUAAUGAACUGAAUCUGACAUCAAUCAAAUAAAUCCUGAAAUCAUAAUACAUUUGAAUAGUUCUAUCCAAUGUGGCUGCCUUAGUUCUUGUGAAAAAAUAACCAGAGAUAUUUAAAUAUAAGCAUCUUCCAUAUGAUAUAACCAACGAAAUACGUUUUUCACUCAGCUAUUCCUAACUCUCAAUGGCUGCUGGCCCCCUGUCAACCCAUCUAUGAGUAUUGUGUCUCUGGUGAACAGGGGUGGCAGAGAAUAUGGUGACUAAAGUACAGUGCCUUCAGAAAAUAUUCAUACCCCUUGACUUAUUACACAUUUUGUUGUGUUACAACCUGAAUUCAAAAUGGAAUAAAUAUAUUUUAAAUCAUG